Messenger RNA from Cyclopterus lumpus (lumpfish), 2263 nucleotides. RefSeq names its product 2,3-bisphosphoglycerate mutase (gene bpgm). Gene Ontology annotation, biological process: glycolytic process. The record is from RefSeq and is a predicted model, not a curated record. Gene Ontology annotation, molecular function: intramolecular phosphotransferase activity. The transcript is spliced from 3 exons. NCBI's taxonomy places the organism in Eukaryota, Metazoa, Chordata, Actinopteri, Perciformes, Cyclopteridae. Bases 130 to 906 code for a protein of 258 amino acids.
AGGGAUGGAUUGUCAUUCAUCAACGUUCAGGGUAACAACUGCUGUACAUGGCCGCACAUUUACGACUGUUCCAGCUACUUUCAGGCCGGAUUUAAAACGCACACAGGGUUUCUGCUGUUGGUGCUUCGGAUGUCCAAGUACAGACUCUUUCUUCUGAGGCAUGGGGAGGGGGCCUGGAACAAAGAGAACCGUUUCUGCAGCUGGGUUGACCAGAAGCUGAGCGAGGAUGGGGUGAAGGAGGCCCAGGACUGUGGAAGACUCCUAAAGGAGCAGGGCUACAAGUUCGACUUAGUAUUCACCUCGAUACUCAGCCGCUCCAUCCAGACAGCAUGGCUGGUGCUGGAGGCCAUGGGUCAGGAGUGGGUCCCUGUGGUCAAGUCCUGGAGACUGAACGAGCGCCACUAUGGUUCCCUGAUUGGCCUGAACCGGGCAGAGAUGGCUCUGCAACAUGGAGAGGAAAAGGUGAAGUUGUGGAGAAGGAGCUACGCAAUCACUCCACCUCCGAUUGAUGAAUCCCACCCUCACUUCCUGGAAAUCUACAAUGACCGCAGAUACACCACUUGUGACGUACUAAAAGAGAACCUUCCCCGAGCAGAGAGCCUGAAGGAGGUGCUGGACAGAAUGCUGCCAUACUGGAACAGCACUGUGGUGCCAGAGAUAAGGAAAGGCAGGACUGUGCUGAUUUCUGCUCAUGGAAACAGCUGCAGAGCUCUGCUGAAACACCUGGAAGGUAUAUCGGAUGAGGAUAUUGCCCGUGUGACUUUACCGACAGGGAUACCUGUGCUGCUUGAGCUGGAUGAAAACCUCCAGCCUGUGGAACCUCGACAGCUCUUGGGAGACCAGGCGAAGAUUCAGGCGGCAAUUAAAAAGGUGGAGGACCAGGGAAAAGCCAAACCGUCAACUUGAACACACUUAACUGUCUGAUCUGGUUGCCUGUGUGCACUUUUAUUAGGUACCGGUACAGUGAAAAUUCUUGAAAAGACUCAAAUAAAAAUAUAUGACAUAUUACAAUAACAACAGCACAUUGUUAACACGAUUCUAAGGAAAGGUGUAAAGUUGCUGUAUGUGAAGUCGUGACCUGGAUACAGAAAGUGUGUCAUAGGUCAGACUGGUCCGACAGGAGCAGGAGGAAGUACUGUACUGUACUGUAAAUGUUUCAGCGCUGUGUUGAGUUGUAUUUUGUGUACGCUCUGAUGUUUAAGCUAAAUGUUACCACGCAUGCCUGUAUGGUGACUCUAAAGUGGUUCAUUAUUUAUUUACCUUUUGACUCCACCUUGCUGAUUACUUGUAAUUUGGUGAAGCUGAAAAAUCUUCAAGGAAAAACGCUCCUUUCUAAAAGAUACUUUCCUGGUACAUUGAUGAGCUUUAAGAGUAUUCCCUAGCAUUUAAACAUGUGCCUUCCAUAUUAACUACGUACUUUUUUUAUAAAAGUUUCUUUUAAGGAGCAUUAAACAGGUCUUGUGGUGAUUUGGUGAUUUUAGUUUUUUAUGAAAGCACUCCUUUUAACAAAUCUUACCUCUUAGAAAUUGAUUGCCAGGCUGUUCAUUCCAAGAAUGGGGUAAAACUGAGCCACAGAAAAGCUGUAAAUAUGCAAACUCAUACCAUCUACUAAACUGCUGUCACAGUAACUCAUACUAUUAAAGAGCCUACUCGGUAAGAGUAAGCAAUAUUGCUGAAGCUGUUUUAUCAUGAGGUUCAUACAGCACAUUAACUGUGAAAUGAAAUAGCUUGAGUUAAAAACACUGUGGCAAUUUGGUGAUAACUGCUUUAUGCUUUGUACGUUUGGGUUUUGAGUUUUUACAUUAAGAAAAUAAAAAUAAUCCCCAUCCUAAUUAAAUGCAACAACUGUGAAUGGUAAAAAUACCAUUACUAAAUUCACACAUGUGCAAUUUCAUGUUGCUUAUGUCACGUUAACAUGUUUGAAAAUGUUACAAACCACUUUUUGAGUCUGCACAUUAUUGUCAUUGUAUGUUACUGCUGUGUGUGGCAUUGGAUACUUUAAUGUCCUUGAUGAUGACAGCACUGCAUCAUUUGUGUGUCAUGAUUGUUUGUUUUUGUUUCUCUGCCACUCAUUUUGUACACUGGUCUGUUAGGUCAACUGAGGAGAUAUAAGUUACGAUGAUGCAUUUGUAGCUACUAAAAGGAAAAAUACUGAUAUAUUUGUAAUCUCAUGGAUUAUUUAUUGUCUUCCCUGCUGUUCACACCUUACCAUACGAGAGCCUGCAUGAUGAAAUAAAAGGGAAUUUAACUUUUCCUAAAAUAC